CUUUCCUUCAGCUGCUGGGACCGGGUCCGGCCACAAAAUUCACGCGCCUAUGUCGCCCACGCAGGCUGCGAGUGAUGAGAAUGGGUUUAUUGACGUUACUAUCCCGGAUCAUGAUGACAAGGCGCUGAAAGAACUGCUCAUCUGGCUGGAUGGUUCAGAUGGACAGGCUCCAACUUCGUUGCCUGCAGGCUGGGACAAGGCUUCGGCCGGUCAGCGCUUAUCUGAGCAUCUUCGGUUGAUUGAUUCAGAAAUCGCCCGCAAAAUGAAAGGGCUGGAAGAUUUGAAUGCCCACUUGGCGGGCCUUCAGAUUCAGGAGGUGCAAGCGCCUCCCAAACAGCCUGGCACUGGUGCCAUCUUUCUGGGCGAGGGUCGAGUGGAGCUGGUACCGCAACACUCGGCUCCUUGCUGUGGAGCUGGCCGUGAGCAGACCCCAGUGUACACUCCCAGGGUGCCGCAGCAUCCGAUAACAACUUCCGUUCAACCGAAUUGGUGCGUGCGCAACGCAAGUCCAUCUCCUGCCUUCCAGCGUAUUUCAUCGACACCCGCCACCUUCAGAGGGAGGAUCUACAAGGUGCCUGGCACAGCUUCGGCUGGAUGCUUCAUGGUGCCGACGGUGCCUGUGCCCAACACUGCAAGCGUUCCCACCAUUCGCGCGCCGUCUCCGAUUGUGACAGUGCGAUCUGGCUCAGUAGGUGCUGGAACACGAGUGGUGACUUCUGUGCCGGUGCAGUGUCACGGUACCCCAGGUAGCCCUCGGGUGUUGAACCCCGUCCACUCGCCAGACUCCAGGACACGCUGCAACAGCCCAGUUCCAGCUCCAGCUCAGCUCAUAGGACAUGGCAUGCCACAGCGCCAUGGGAGCCGCCCCCCGAGGGCUGCACAUGUGGCACAAACGUCCUGGCAGGCUGCGAUGCCUCAACAUGUGAGUUCGCGGUUCAUUUUGGUCUCCCCCUACAUGGCAGAGGCGCCGCGCAUGGAAAGAUGUGCCACGCCCACACGGGUGGCUUCGAGACCCCGAGCAGGUGCGAGCCCAACGAGGCCUGCGAUCGUGCACAGGAUACACACACCACGAGGCUGAGACAUGGCGCAAGGUUGGGUAUGAUGAGAGGAAGCAGCAGAGACCAUGUAAUUGUAUGUAUUUGUACAUACGGGCAUUUACAGACCCACUGAUUCUGAUGAUUUUUCGGGUGUUAAAACAAGGCAUUUUUUUUGAAGCCUCCAAUGACCAAUGCACCUUUGAUGCAACGGUCAGCUCCACUCACUUCGCUGCGCAAUCUUCUGCUACUCAAAGUGGUUGAGAUACCAGGAUGGCCAAUUCAUUUAGAAGCUGCAGUCCUCCAGGCCACUAAUCCUUAGCCAGUUGGUAGCUAAUGCUUAAAAGAGAAAGGACCUCCCGGCUGUGACUGGCCGAAGCACUGCCGGACACCAAAGAAGUGAUCCGGCGAACUGUGGCCGCUGCUAAAAAUCCUGUGAUUUUGACCGCUUGCCACAUCCAAAAA
This is a messenger RNA of Cladocopium goreaui, 1499 nucleotides long. NCBI's taxonomy places the organism in Eukaryota, Dinophyceae, Suessiales, Symbiodiniaceae. The record is from the annotation of a GenBank genome assembly.